AAAGCAAUUUAUUGUAGACUUCAUAGUUAUGUCUUUUGGGAUUCUGAGCGUUUUUGUCAUAUUACUGGUGCAAAAUUGCUAAUUUCAUGGAUAGUGGUCCAUUUUUUUGCGGACACAAUUGGAAAAGGAAGAAAUUCAAUAUUAUAAAGGAAGUGUGUUGUGUGAAGUCGCAUUUUACGUCAUAUGCUAUAUAACUGCUCUUUUGACAAACAAUAUUGUGCUGAUUUGAACAAAUGAUAUUGGCUGUUUUAUAAGUCAUCCUUUGGUAAAUCGAGUGGAUGAAAAUAUAUAACUGUUACGUGCCUGCAUAUUGUAUUACUGACUCAGAUGGCUGACGAGGGAAUUGGUUUUGUGCAUUAUUUGUAAUUUACUGAAUGAGUUUGACGAGUUGGGAAGAUUUGUACAGAUUAUAUUGCCAUAUUGACGAGUUUAUUUCAUUACAUUGAGAGAUUCAUUUCCAUAAGAGAUCAGAAUAAAAAAAGGUGACCGUUGAUGCCAGAACACAGGCGUGGUCAGACAAUAUAAUAUAUGCUCAGUGGCCGGCGUACAUGAUAAGCGUAUCAUUUAGUAGUCACCAUUAAUGAUGACACCCUGGAUCAGGAUAUAGGUACUUUGCACUGCAUUCACCGACACGUUAUUUUCACCGUUACAUGAAAAUUUUCCUGGUUACACUCGGCUUAGUCCUACGAAGGAUCACCCAACUUCCUGUAUCUUUAGGACGUUGCAAAAACCACUUGCCCAUCACCAUGUGAAGAAAAAUAUAUAGCAGGGAAAAGAGUGAGGUUCAUGGAAAGGUUGCACUGUAUUAGUGCACAGUAUCAAUGAUUUAUAUUUUUAUGAGUGGUGUUAUAUUGCUGGGAGAAGAUGAGUAAGAAUUUAAAACGGUGCCUUUCUGGAGAUGUGGACAGCAUAGAGAUGUACAUACUGCCAGAGUCAGGCCCCGGGGAGGGGCUGGAGGGGUCAUACCAAGAGGUAUCUGACGACAUGGAGGGUGGAUUUGACUUCUCGAGGAAAAAGUCUUCGCAGGGAAAGGAUUACGAUCUCGAAGAAGAGCCUGCCUAUUGCUCGUACUGUGGCUUUCAUUUUCUGAGAUUUACCCCCACCAGUUUCCGAGUCCUCAUACUGCUAGCUCUUUCUGCGGCGGCCUUUGUACAGGGAAUGGUGGUGAAUGGUUUUGUGAAUGUGGUGAUUUCUAACAUUGAGCGGCGGUACGACCUGACCAGUACGGAGACGGGAACCAUCGCCAGCUGCUACGACAUCGCCUCAGUCCUGUGUCUCAUCCCCGUCAGCUACUUUGGAGGCCUGGGAUGUAAACCUCGAUAUCUAGGUAUAGGUAUCCUGGUUAUGGGCCUAGGAUCUAUCGUCUUUGCACUACCUCAGUUUACUACGGGGCUGUACUCGUUUACGGGAGAUGAUGUGACGUACUGUGAUAUCGGGGCCAAUGUCACGGCAUGUACCAGCAAGGAUAGCCUCUCUAACUACAAAUAUGUCUUCUUCCUCGGGCAGCUACUACAUGGUGCAGGGGCAUCGCCCCUCUACACCCUGGGAGUCACAUAUCUGGACGAGAAUCUGCCUGUCAGAUCGUCCUCCAUGUAUAUAGGUAUAUAUUAUGCGUUUGCUAUCGUGGGACCAGCUAUAGGAUACCUUGCAGGGGGAGCAUUCCUUAACAUCUAUGUAGAUGUUGACACAGUGGACCAAGCAAGUAUAAAUCUGACCCCCAACAGUCCACGGUGGGUGGGGGCGUGGUGGAUUGGAUUCCUACUUAGUGGGGUCUUGGCUUUCCUGGUGGCCUUC
Messenger RNA from Saccostrea cuccullata (small rock oyster), 1794 nucleotides. RefSeq names its product solute carrier organic anion transporter family member 4A1-like. Gene Ontology annotation, cellular component: plasma membrane. NCBI's taxonomy places the organism in Eukaryota, Metazoa, Mollusca, Bivalvia, Ostreida, Ostreidae. The annotation marks the transcript as partial. The record is from RefSeq and is a predicted model, not a curated record. The transcript is spliced from 6 exons. Gene Ontology annotation, biological process: sodium-independent organic anion transport; transmembrane transport.